UAAUAUAAGAGAGAGAGAGAGAGAGAGAGGAUAUAUUGAAUAUUGAUUGAGAGAUUCUAGACUAAGAAGGACACAAUUAGAAAAACAUUGGCCUAUUACACUGGCAUUUCCAAUUUAUCCAUUUAUUUAGUCAUAAAGUAACAUCUUUUUUCUUUCCAUACACCUUUUUCUAAACCAAAUUUCUCUCUCUUUCUCCAGGUUAUUUCUCUCUGCCCCUCCUCCCACUUUUCUUUAUAUAUAUAUAUAAACACAUCAUUAUUAUCAUUAUCAUUAUCAUCAACUCAUAAUAAAGGUUGGCUUUUCUUGAAAACUCAUACCAACAAACAUGGGAAGAGCUCCUUGCUGUGACAAAGCCAAUGUCAAAAAAGGUCCAUGGUCACCUGAAGAAGAUGCUAAACUCAAGUCUUACAUAGAACAAAAUGGUACUGGUGGAAAUUGGAUUGCUCUACCUCAGAAGAUAGGACUUAAGAGAUGUGGGAAAAGCUGUCGUCUUAGAUGGUUAAAUUAUCUUAGACCAAAUAUUAAACAUGGUGGUUUCUCCGAAGAAGAAGACGACAUUAUUUGCAGCCUCUAUGUUAGUAUCGGAAGCAGGUGGUCUAUCAUAGCAGCACAAUUACCAGGACGAACGGAUAAUGAUAUAAAGAACUACUGGAACACUAGGCUGAAGAAGAAGCUCCUUGGGAAACAAAGGAAGGAGCAACAAGCUCGCCGAGUUAGCAACAUGAAACAAGAGAUGAAAAGAGAAACAAAUCAGAAUUUGAUGAUGGCGGCUUUGGGUGUCAAUAGUAUGAGUUCAGCACCAUAUUGGCCUGCAGAGUAUUCUGUUCAUCCUAUGCCAGUUUCAAAUUCAUCCAUAAUUGAUUAUGAUACGAACAAUCAAACAUCCUUCACAAGUUUAAUGAACAUUCCAAACCCUUUUUCCAUGGUGAGUAAUACAAUUACAAACAAUGGUGGAAAUUGCCAACCAUCACAUAUAUUUCAAGGGUUUGAAAAUUUUCCAAGGGAUUUAAGUGAGCUUGUAUGUGUGAACCAACAGCAAAUAAUGGAUAGAACAAUUGAUGGUUUUUAUGACAUGAGCAAUGGUGGUAGCACAAUCACAACAACUUCAACAGAAAGCACUAGUUGGGGAGAUAUGAACUCUUUGGUUUACUCACCUUUGGUUUCUGAUUAUGAAGGUUGUUGCCAACAAGGAUCAAUUCCACAAGAUGCUAUUGCUUUUGAGGAGUCUAGGUAUUUUGCAAUGCAAAUGCAAUAAAGGUUUUGUGUAUAUGGGGGGUGUAAAUUUAAAAAUGCUAUAGAAGUUUUGUGUUAGUCAAACAAAACCCUAAUGAGUUCACUUUCUUUCACAUAUAUUUGUUAGUUUUGUGUUAUCA
Messenger RNA from Medicago truncatula (barrel medic), 1373 nucleotides. RefSeq names its product transcription factor RAX3. The record is from RefSeq and is a predicted model, not a curated record. NCBI's taxonomy places the organism in Eukaryota, Viridiplantae, Streptophyta, Magnoliopsida, Fabales, Fabaceae. Bases 326 to 1255 code for a protein of 309 amino acids. The transcript has 3 exons.